Messenger RNA from Balearica regulorum gibbericeps (East African grey crowned-crane), 1872 nucleotides. NCBI's taxonomy places the organism in Eukaryota, Metazoa, Chordata, Aves, Gruiformes, Gruidae. The record is from RefSeq and is a predicted model, not a curated record.
UGACAGGCAUAGAGUCCAUGGACCAAUGUCGUCACACAUUGGAGCAGCACAACUGGAACAUAGAGGCAGCUGUACAGGACCGACUGAAUGAGCAAGAGGGUGUCCCAAGUGUCUUUAAUCCUCCUCCAUCGCGGCCAUUGCAGGUCAAUACAGCUGACCACAGGAUCUACAGCUACGUUGUCUCAAGGCCACAGCCAAGGGGCCUGUUAGGAUGGGGUUACUACUUCAUAAUGCUUCCAUUCCGAUUUACCUAUUACACAUUACUUGAUAUAUUUAGGUUUGCUCUGCGUUUUAUACGCCCCGAUCCUCGUAGUCGGGUCACUGACCCAGUGGGUGACAUUAUUUCGUUUAUUCAUAUGUUUGAGGAAAAAUAUGGGAGGAUACACCCUGUCUUCUACCAGGGAACUUACAGCCAGGCACUGAAUGAUGCCAAGCGGGAGCUGCGCUUCCUGUUGGUUUAUCUUCAUGGAGAUGACCACCAAGACACAGAUGAAUUCUGCCGCAAUACACUGUGUGUACCUGAGGUGAUCACCCUCAUAAACACUAGAAUGCUCUUCUGGGCUUGCUCAACCAAUAAACCAGAGGGAUACAGAGUCUCCCAAGCUCUGCGAGAGAACACGUACCCAUUCUUGGCUGUGAUUAUGCUGAAGGAUCGCAGAAUGACAGUAGUUGGGCGGCUAGAAGGCCUCAUCCAGGCUGAUGACCUCAUCAAUCAACUGAUGUUCAUCAUGGAUGCCAACCAGACAUACCUGGUGUCCGAACGUCUGGAAAGGGAAGAGAGGAACCAAACCCAAGUUCUGAGGCAGCAGCAGGAUGAGGCAUAUCUGGCAUCCUUGCGUGCGGACCAGGAAAAGGAGCGCAAGAAGAAGGAGGAACGGGAGAGGAAGAAGAAGAAGGAGGAGGAAGUGCAGCAGCAAAAACUAGCAGAGGAGAGGCGGCGACAGACACUGCAGGAGGAGAAGGAGCGGAAGUCUGAAUGCCUUCCUCCCGAACCACAUCCCGAUGACCCAGAGAGUGUUAAGAUAAUUUUCAAGCUGCCUAAUGAUUCCAGAGUGGAGCGGCGAUUCCACUUCACACAGUCAUUGACGGUGAUCCAUGACUUCUUGUUUUCCUUGAAAGAAAGCCCUGAAAAGUUCCAGAUUGAGGCCAACUUCCCUCGCCGUGUCCUGCCCUGCCUCCCUACAGAGGAGUGGCCCAACCCACCCACGCUGCAGGAGGCCGGACUCAGCCACACGGAAGUCCUCUUUGUGCAGGACCUCACGGACGAUUGACACUUUUCCAGAAGACACAAAAUGGAAAGAGAAAUUCAUAUUAUUAUUAUAAUACAAUAUUUUUUUUAAAAGACUGCGUACAAAUGAGGGAUCAGAGACCACAUUGCCUGUGCCAGCUGUGCUGUGUGUGUGCACUGGCAAGAGGAAGUGUGUGCACAUCCUCACACACCUGUGUACACAGCCAUCCCCUACACUUGGAGGGCAGAGAGGGAGGGGAGCUGGUGUUGCCCCUCCACCCUCCCUGGGGAGGAACAGGAAUGGCAGCUCUUGGUAAUUAUUGCUUUUAUUGACAACAAUAAUAAUAAAACCCCAACAACCUGACAUCUUGUGAAGAUUUGAUACUCUGCUGCUCCUGAUGGCUGGAAGACCGGGCACCUGAAUGUGCUGGGAGUGGGAGGGAAGGGCUGGAUAGAAUCUCUUCAGCUUCCCUCUGUGUAUAAAUAUCUUUCUUUUAAUAGUUCUCUUGCUUUGUAAUGACCAAAGGAGAAUGGGGUUGACUAUAGUAUUAACUUUUUGAUAAAGAGCUGGUUUGAUUCUUACCCGUGUGGGGUCUUGCCCAGGGUUCUUAGCCUGUGUAGUGUAAUAAACUCUGCCUCUAGCA